GGGAAGAACACUGGCCCAGGUCGGACUGGGCAGAGGCCAGUGUUCCUGAGCCUUGAAGAGAUGUCCAGAAAUAGAUGGGGUGGGGAGUCACAUUUCUGAGCAGCUGUGCAGGGGAGGCACAUGGGGUGGGGACUGACAGUGUGAAAGACAGAGCUGGCCUGCCACUCCCCAGGUGACCACUGCGGAGAUCCACACCAGCCUCCCAACCCUUGACGAGGCCUAGAUGAGGAAACUGAGACCCAAAGAGAGACAGCAACUGGCCCAGGGUCACCUCCAACAUGCAGAUGCCUGCCAUGAUGUCUCUGCUACUUGCAGCCGUGGGCCUCAUGGAAGCACUUCAGGCCCAAAGCCACCCCAUCCAACGCCGAGACCUCUUCUCUCAAGAACUGCCCCUGGACAUGGCCCUGGCCUCCUUUGAUGACCAGUACGCUGGCUGUGCCGUAGCCAUGAUGGCUGCUCUACCAGAUCUCAACCACACAGAGUUCCAGACCAACAAAGUGUAUGCAGAUGGCUGGGCGCUGGCAAGCAGCCAAUGGCAGGAGCGCCGGGCCUGGGGGCCAGAGUGGAACCUCAGCCCUACACGUCUGCCCCCGCCACCCCCGGGCUUCCGCGAUGAGCAUGGGGUGGCCCUCCUGGCCUACACAGCCAACAGCCCGCUGCACAAGGAGUUCAACGCAGCUGUGCGUGAGGCAGGCCGGUCGCGGAACUACUACCUCCAGCACUUCUCCUUCAAGACACUCCAUUUCCUGCUGACGGAGGCUUUACAGCUGCUGAGCAGCAGCCAGCGUCUGCCCCAAUGCCGCCAGGUGUUCCGAGGGGUGCAUGGCCUGCGCUUCCGGCCAGCGGGGCCUGGAGCCACCGUGAGACUGGGGGGUUUUGCCUCUGCGUCCUUGCAGAAUGUUGCAGCCCAGAAUUUUGGGAAGGACACCUUCUUUGGCAUCUGGACCUGCCUUGGGGCCCCUAUCAAGGCCUAUUCCUUAUUCCCUGGAGAGGAAGAGGUGCUGAUCCCCCCAUUUGAGACCUUCCAGGUGAUCAAUGCCAGCAGACCAGCCCAGGGCCCCGCCCGCAUCUACCUCCGGGCCCUGGGCAAGCGCAGCACAUACAACUGCGAGUACAUCAAAGACAAGAAGUGUAAGUCUGGACCCUGCCAUCUGGAUAAUUCAGCUAUGGGUCAGGGCCCCCUCUCUGCAGUCUGGCCCCUACUGCUGCUGCUCUGGUUCCUUGGGUGAGGGCCUUUCCAGAGAGUCCAGGCCUCCUCUAACCCAUCAGACACCAAACAGCUCUGCCUGCUGCUGCCCACCCUGAGGAUGCCAUGGCCACAUGUGUGCUUUACGUGUUGCCAAGAUGCCUGGUAAACCUUCUUGCAUGGAACUCUGGGACAUUCUCUGGCAGCUGCCAGAUCUGCUAUGGAGAAACAGGAAAGAAUUUGGGGACUGAACCUUAUCCUCUGAAUAGAGGUAAAGGGACUCCAGGACAGGCAGCAACUCACUCAAAGAUAGAAGGGACUUCAGCUCAUUUGGGGGGUGAUGGGAGAAGAAAGCUCUUGGCCAUGGUACUUGCUGGUGUUACUUAAAUGUCUCAUAUGUCCACCUGGAAAAUUCCUAUUCACUCCUCUAGGAAGCCUUCUCGACCUCCCCCAUUAGGGGCCCUGCCUUUGUGCUCCCAUGGGUCCCUAGAUGCUUCCAUGGAUCACGUGUCUGUAUCUAUCUGCCACAUUGGACUGUGAGCUUCCUGAGGGCAGAGACUGUGUCUCAAGCACAGAGGUGGUGCCAGGAAAUGUGUGAAAGUCAGAAAGGAACAAAUAGCUGGGAACGGCUAGUCCCUGUACUGCCGAACCUUGGAUGCUGUCAAGCUCCAAAUGUCUGCAUGCGGGAAUGGGGUGGACUGUACCUAACUCCAGAGCACAGAGAGCAGGAGAGAUGGAAGAGAGAGCUCUGGGCCCUCUGCCAGGGUCUCAGCCAAAUCCCACUCAUUUUCUUUUCUUUUUUUUUGAGCCAGAGUCUCACUCUGUUGCCUGGGCUAGAGUGCCAUGGUACCAGCCUA
Messenger RNA from Microcebus murinus (gray mouse lemur), 2043 nucleotides. It is a transcript of the gene ART1, whose product is annotated as ADP-ribosyltransferase 1. The record is from RefSeq and is a predicted model, not a curated record. NCBI's taxonomy places the organism in Eukaryota, Metazoa, Chordata, Mammalia, Primates, Cheirogaleidae. Gene Ontology annotation, molecular function: NAD+-protein-arginine ADP-ribosyltransferase activity; NAD+ poly-ADP-ribosyltransferase activity.